Messenger RNA from Mus pahari (shrew mouse), 7367 nucleotides. RefSeq names its product ligand dependent nuclear receptor corepressor (gene Lcor). Gene Ontology annotation, biological process: regulation of transcription by RNA polymerase II. Lineage: Eukaryota; Metazoa; Chordata; Mammalia; Rodentia; Muridae. The transcript has 8 exons. The record is from RefSeq and is a predicted model, not a curated record. The coding region runs from base 520 to 5649 and encodes 1709 amino acids. Gene Ontology annotation, molecular function: DNA binding. Gene Ontology annotation, cellular component: nucleus.
GCCGGGCGGGCGGCAGAAGAUGGCGAGGGUGUGUAGGCGGCAGCAAUGCUCCGUUGAGAGACGCGGCUUUCGGCAAGAACUGGACUCGUGGCGCCACAAGCUCAUCCACUGCGUAGGUCCCGUUUCCCUCUGUGCGGCGGCCGGCGGGACCAUAAGGGCUUAACUCACAUAUUUAACCCCCCUCCAAAAAGAUUUAAAAGUAUCCUUGAAGGGCUGUUUGGACCUGCGUUAUUAAAAGAUCUCAGUUUAUUUAAAGAGUGUGAACCUGAAAGCAUUUCUGAUUGGGCGUUUGAUGAAAAUUGUCUGUUCUGUUGCUUGAGAAGAGAUAAAGUAAAGGGACAUUUAGUCGGUCUGGAUGAACCAGCUUCCGGAGCUGGGCAAGAAGCUUUGCUUAAGCAAGAGCACGCAAAAAUCAUUCGACUCCAGAGACAAGCAGAAGAGUUCCUCAAUGCAGUCUUUUAUAGAAAAGACAGUCCCUGGGUCUCCGACCCCAAUAUUCCCUUAGUGGCCCGUGAGAUCAUGCAGCGAAUGAUCCAACAAUUUGCUGCUGAAUAUACCUCAAAAACUAGCUCUACUCAGGACCCCAGCCAGCCCAAUAGCACAAAGAACCAAAGCCUGCCGAAAGCAUCUCCAGUCACCACCUCUCCCACCGCUGCAACUACUCAGAACCCCGUGCUCAGCAAACUGCUCAUGGCUGACCAAGACUCACCUCUGGACCUUACUGUCAGAAAGUCUCAGUCAGAACCUAGUGAACAAGACGGUGUACUUGAUUUAUCUACUAAGAAAAGUCCAUGUGCUAGCAGCACUUCCCUGAGCCAUUCUCCAGGCUGCUCCAGUACUCAAGGGAACGGAGAGGAUUCAGCAGAGGCACCCGUAGCUGAUCCUAAGUGUCAAUCAAAGUCUCCACUGGAGAAGUUUAUGGUCAAGUUGUGCAAUCAUCAUCAGAAGCAAUUCAUCCGCGUCCUGAGUGACCUGUAUACUGAGUCUCAGCCAGGUUCUGAGGACUUGCAGCCUUUGGAUUCCACAGCGAUGGACGUCUCUGCUUGCGAUUCGGGCUGUGCCCAGCUGAGCAGCAGAGAAGAUGAAAAGGAUGAUUGUCUCGAGGGUAGUUCUCCUGCCUCUGUAAAGUUGUUCUUAGACUCAUCCGGUUCUCCUAGCUCCCUGAAUGUGACUGAAGAAACCAUGAAGGAACCACCUCCUGAGAAAGACUCUGUAGAUGGGAGAGACAAUGCGCUGAGCACUGUCCAGAAAGAUUCCUCUGAACCUCUAGACGGUCAACAUAACCCCACAAGUUCUGCAGACAGUCCCACCACGGGAUGCCUCAGUACACUGGACUCUUUCUCCUCUAAUUCCCCCCACAGUUCUAAAAGCUUAGAGGGGCAAACCACUGGCCAGGAGCAAGACACAAACAAGAAACCCUGUGAGGAUGCCGAAGACAGUGCCCCAGCGUCAGUCCAAAGUCUGGCUGCAGUGGAAGAGGUAGCUGAGAAUACUGAAGAGGGUGGUAGCUGUAUUGUGUCUCAAAGAAACUCAGUCAGAGCUUUAUCAGAAGAGACAUGGGACUCGGGGUUUAUGGGAAACUCAUCUAGUACUGCAGACAAAGAGAAUGCUUUACAGUGUAGCUCAAAAACAUCCUUACACCAGGAUUUAGAGACAGAUGAGCAAGAUGCAAGGCCAAAGCAAGAGAACCAUCUUCAUUCACUAGGUAGAAACAAGGUGGGUUUCCAGACUUAUCCCAGAGACAAGAGCCAAUUUGAUCAUUCCAGAGGUGGUUGGUUAGCUCCCAGCCCCAAGCCAACUAUACACAGAGCAUCCAAUGGUCACUCACAAACCAAGAUGAUGUCGGCCUCCAUCAAGACUGCUCGGAAAAGUAAGAGGGCAUCCGGGUUGAGGAUAAACGAUUAUGACAACCAGUGUGAUGUUGUUUAUAUCAGCCAACCAAUAACAGAAUGCCACUUUGAGAAUCAAAGAUCCAUACUGUCUUCUCGGAAAACAGCCCGAAAGAGUACCCGGGGAUACUUCUUCAAUGGUGACUGCUGUGAGCUGCCAACUGUUCGCACACUGGCCAGAAAUUUAUGUUCCCAAGAUAAAGGAAGCUGCUCACCAAUAGCAUCAGAGGCAGUGGUGACUCCCAAGCAGACUCUUAUUCCCACCUCAAAGCACACGGUAGGUGUGCAGCUUCCCACAGUAGGUGUGCAGCUUCCCACAGUAGGCGUGCAGCUUCCCACAGUAGAUGUACAGCUUCCCACAUUAGAUGUGCAGCUUCCCACAGUAGGUGCACAACUUCCUACAACUGAUGUGCAGCCUCCCACAGUAGGUGUACAACUUCCUACAGCGGAUGUACAGCCUCCCACAGUAGGUGCACAACUUCCUACAGCAGAUGUGCAGCCUCCCACAGGAAGUGUACAACUUCCUACAGCAGAUGUGCAGCUUUCCACAGUAGGUACACAACUUCCUAGAGUAGAUGUCCAGCUUUCAUCAGUAGAUGCACAACUUCCUACAGCAGAUGUGCAGCCCCCCACAGUAGGUGCACAACUUCCUGCAGUGGAUGUACAGCUUCCCACAGUAGGUGCACAACUUCCUGCAGUGGAUGUACAGCUUCCCACAGUAGGUGUACAACUUCCUGCAGUGGAUGUACAGAUUUCCACAGUUGAUAUGCAGCUUUCCACAGUAGGUGAGCAGCCUCUAGAAGAAAAUAUCUGUGACGAUCCUAGGAAAGACAGAACCUCCCUUGAGGGAGGGGACGAAGACACAUCAGCAAAAGAGCAUCAGGAGGCAGAGGUUUGCCUCAGCAUGCAGGAACAGGAUCCUAGUAGCUCCCCUAGGCCGGGAGAAACCACAGCCUCUAGCCCAGCAUGCCUCCUGCCUGCUCUCCUCCCUGAUGACGAUAUGUCUGAGGUGCCAGAAGGCAGCAUUGUGAUCUCACCUCCCACAGAAAGUGUGCUGUCUUUCCCAGAACAAGACCAACCAACAGCCUCCCUGCAAGACCAGCCACCAGCCUCCCAGCUAGGUCCAGAGGAAAUGCAGGCACAGGAGCGCCACUUCACCUCCCGGGAGGACAGUGAAGACCACCUCUGUAGACCUCAGUCUUCUCCUAAAACAGCCGUGAGAGAGGAGAGUUCUCCAUGCUCAGAAGAUGAAAGUUCCGCUGUGGCUUUAGAUCCACCCCUAGGUCUAGAACUGUCUGAGCAUGACCAGAGCACCAGCACUGAGGAGGCUGACACCAGAGACACGCCUGGGGAGACACUGUUGCUUGACGACUCCCUGCCCCUCCUGGAGAGCAGCACUGUCACUGAUGAGAACCCAAGUGACAUGGAAGAAGGUGAGGCUGCAAGUGGAACAGGACACCUGGAGGAGCAUGACAAUGAUAGAAAAUACUCAGCAGAAAAUGAUCCGAGUGAGCCAAACUCUGACUCACCUGAAGAGAAUGUGGAUAAGAAGAAAAAGGCUAGAAAGUUCCCCGAGGCCUCUGAUAGGUGCCUAAGAAGUCAGCUUGUAGAUCCUUCCUCUGCUGACAGGUACCCAGGAAGCCAGGGUUUGGAUUCAUCCGCUGCUUGUUCUGAAAUCAGGGUUUCUAAAAAUCCUGCUGUAAAGCAUUCUAAAAGAGAAGGGGACUCUGGUGGGGUGACAUCUGAGGGCCCAGUGAGUGACAGCAUCCAUACAGACAAUCUGGAGGACCCUGAAGACCCUGGUGUUAGUGAACAUUCCUCUGAUGAAGAGACCAAGCAGGAGACUGAAGGAGUUGGUGUCAUUACAAGGCAGACUGUUAAAAACUCGCUGGCAAAGGAAAUUAAAAGGGAAGAGGGAGGGACUUCCCCAAACAGUGACCCAGCCACUGUUGGCCAGCCAUUGCCUGGGGACAACCUGGAAACCCAUGACUGGUCCAAGAUAGAUGAGAGAAAUGCCCAUGUGCCCUCAGAACGCAUUCCUCGCAAGAGGGACCCAGAGCAGGUAAAAGAGAACCUGGGACACAUUGCCCUACAGGACACAGAGGCCGCAGCUGUGAGUGAGGAUACCCACGGUCAAGAUGAUGCUGGCCUCGCUCCAGGCAGCUCAUCUGGGAUAUCAGCCAGUCAGAGUGACGGAGCUGAUGGGCCACCAAAAUCAGUAACAAGGCCUAAGAGACUGCCUUCUUUUACCUACAACCUGAGACAUGCUCAUUGUGUGAAUACCUCGGACACUACAAAAAUGACUUCAGAAAAGCAGGGCACACAAGUAGAUCCAGCAGCCAAGGAAAGCGGAACUUCUGAGAGCGCAGAGCCCUUAGAUGAGGAAGACGAGGACUCGGUGGUGGAAGAGCAGCCCAAGUUUGUGGGAUGGUGCGCAGAAGAGGAGAACCAGGAGCUCAUCGCCAGCUUCAACGCCCACUACCUGCGAGUUCAGAAGGGCUGGAUCCAGUUGGAGAAGGAAGCUCAGCCAACAGCAAGAGCAAGAAGCAAGUCUGACAAGCUGAAGGAGAUUUGGAAGAGCAAGAAGAGGGCUCGGAAGUGUAGGGGUCCAUUGGAGGUGCAAAAAUUUUCUCCCGUUCAGAUGCUCUUUAUGACAAACUUUAAGCUGUCUAACAUCUGUAAGUGGUUCUUAGAGACAACAGAAACUCGAUCUUUGGUCAUUGUGAAGAAACUCAAUACUCGUCUUCCAGGAGAUAUCCCCCUUGUUAAACACCCUCUUCAGAAGUACCCUCCUUCCACCAUGUACCCUAGUUCACUACAGGCAGAACGCUUGAAAAAACACUUAAAGAAAUUCCCUGGAGCCAUUCCUGCUAGGAAUAAUUGGAAGACACAGAAGCUAUGGGCUAAACUACGAGAGAAUCCUGACCUGAUAGAGCCAGAGGAUGGCAGUGACAUCAGCCUCUGCCCUAGCAGUGAAGACAGUGUGGAGGAAGUCAGGGAAGGUAGAAGCCAUCCUCCCACCAACUUGCCUACUCCAGCCAGCACCCGGAUCCUUAGAAAGUAUUCCAAUAUUCGAGGAAAGCUCAGAGCACAGCGCCUAGACAGCUCACUGGGUGGGGCUUCUGAAACGAAGCAGGGCCGCAAGAGCGUAUGCAUCAACCCGCUCAUGUCCCCAAAGCUCGCCCUCCAGGUGGGUGCAGAUGGGUUUCCCGUCAACCCCAAGAGAGCUGAGAGAAGCAAGGGGAGAAGAGGGAAGCAGAUGCCAGAAACUUUGCUUAAAGUGGAAGGUCAGAACAAGCGCAAGAGAGCAGAAGGCUCCGGUACUCAAGACGGUAAGGACAAGGGGCCGGCACCGAAAGCCAGCAGAGGCCUUUCUGCCAAGAAGCUAGCUGCAAAGGACAGAGGCAACCAACUCUCCAAGAAGAUGACCUUGAAAGAGAAUAAAGUGAGAGUCUGUAGAAAGGGUCCUGGAAGGAGCUGCCUGUCAUCCAGGAAAGAAAAAGAGAAUGCAAACAGAAGACCUGGCCAUCCUGCGACAGCCUCUGAAGCGCUGACAAAGCCUUCAAAACAAAGGGGCGCACGAGAAGCCUCUUCAAAGCCCCCAAAAGUGAGGAGGAGAAACCGGAAGCUGAGCAGUGGUAGGGGCCGUGCCAGACCCUUAGCAAAAAGCCCAGAGAACCGGACUGCCCCGAGAAAAAGAAAGCUCAAGGCCAAACUGGACUCUUCCCAGGGCAAACGGAGGCGAUUAGAAGCCAAGUGAUAGCUAGCUGGGUAGCCACUGAGAGCAGCGGGCCCAUGAGAGCAAGCUUCCAUUUUGCAUUAACAGAAUCUGGUCUUAUGAGCCUCUCAAGCCUUUCACGGAGUAGUUACGGGGAACGCCAGUUUGAGAUGCCAGAAAAUGCAUCUUAACUGGAGAACAGAGUUCUUCUCUGGGGCUAAGGGAAGUUGUAGGUUAUUUUCUGGUUGUUCCUUGGGUUUUAAACUUGGAACCAAGCAGUUUCUGUUUUAAGAAGUACAGUGCCUUAUUUAUCCUUUUUGUUUAAAAAUUUACAAAAGCUAAGAAGCUGAUGUAUGUGACUAAAGGCUUGUAUUUUAUACUUGACGCACAAGCACUUGUUCUGUCACUGAGGAGGCCGCCGCCACACAUGCACGAGCGGGUGAGGAGCUGUCAGCAGCUACCUGUGCGACCCUGGACAGGUGCACCUUGCAGACCGCAGCACAACUCCCUCUCUAUCUUGUUUGGUUUUUAUUUGAUUGAUAUUUGAAAGCUAAACCAAAUCAUUUCUAUGGUAUGUGGAGAAUGCAGGGGAUUUAUAAUUAUUAUAAAAGAUUAAUAUUUCUGUUACUUUUCUUCCAAAACUCAUAUUGUUGAUCACCCCUUCAUCUUUUUAUUUUUUUAAAUCAUUUCAGAUCAUGUUCUCAAAUUUGUGUGCCCAUGGGACAAAGAUGUGCUGUAUACACUUCCUUUCGUUGUUGUUGUUUUGUUUUGUUUUGCUUUGCUUUUUUUGCCCCAAACUAUGUUACUACUAACAUGCCGGUCAUUUGGCCACUAGGAUGAGUGACUCUUGCUUUCGUUCUUACACAAAGUAUUUCCCUGCGCAUCAGAAGUUCUUUCUGGCCGUGGAAAAGCUUAGCCGUGUGCAUAUGCAUCUUAUGUGCACAUGGCUGCUACCCGCAAGUGUCUUCUGGUAGUGGUUUCACAGUAAAGUUCCUCCUUCCCCACACAGUGCAUCUGUGAGCUGUGUAGUUAGCAAUGGCCGGAAUGUUUGAAAGUAAUUCCGAGUCUCCGUGUGCAUUUCUAAUCUGACUUCCACAUCAGACUUGGGAGAGGUGUGAGCAGUGGUCUUGAGAGACCAGGCGCGCAGGCAACUGAUAGCUGCUACUCUGAAUCUUUGCAGAGCCACAUCCCCACAGAUGAGUGGCGUUCGGUGGGCUCUCUGAUGUGAGUGUCUGUGCCUGGGGUAGGUGUCUUUUCAAACUGAUAGUUCCUUUCUCUUGGCUCAACACAUGCAGAGUUGCCCCCUCCCCUCCCAUGUCAUCCUGUCCCAUGACUCAGAAAUGAGAAACGCAAUAAUUGAAAGUGACGUUUGCCUUUCCUUGGUGGAGCCUGACACGGCCCCAUUGGCUUUACUUGGUGCCUACAGCAUUGCUCCAUUAUAAGUGUGUACUUGACAUUUUCAUUGGGCCAGUCAGCAAACCCUGGGUCGCUAAAGCCUCCGUCGGCUUUGAAGUAUUUUGUCACCAAAAUAGGCUUGCAUGGACAGCUGCUGCCCUGUUCUUCUGAUCAAGUUUCUACUUAGGUUGAUACAGAUCUUUUUUAGAUCAACCCAGAUGGGCUUCUUUUAUAUGCAAAUCAUGAUAAAACAGGUCUUCUACCUAUUUUGCUAUUGUCAAAGGUUUGCUGCAGAUAAUGGAAACUUCUGAUAAUUUGAUAGGACUGGAGUAUUUGAUUCUUGAGAAGUUAAGAAUUAUAUUGAA